AUGAUUUCUGGAAUCGCCCAUAUCAAUCUCUCAAUCCCUCGGGAUACAUUAGAACAAGCCGAGGAGUUCUACGGGACCACCCUCGGACUCACUCCGUCGCCGGUACCGGAAUUCCAGAAAGGCACAAUCCUGUGGUUCGAUAUUGGCUCCAGUGGACAGCAAGUGCAUAUUAGCUUCGGCUCGACCGAUCCCCUCUCUAGCCGACACCCAUGCUUCAAGUUGUCUUCCCGCGAGGAACUAGAGGAACUUAAAACAAACAUCUAUGAUCACCAUGUACGCGGUGGUGCUGCAGCUCCACUGGCUGCCGAUAAGCCCGGCGAGGUAAACUCUGGUGAGUGA
Molecule: messenger RNA, 339 nt
Organism: Penicillium digitatum Pd1
Lineage: Eukaryota; Fungi; Ascomycota; Eurotiomycetes; Eurotiales; Aspergillaceae
Product: putative glyoxalase family protein
Source: RefSeq, a predicted model, not a curated record